This is a messenger RNA of Chara braunii, 3732 nucleotides long. NCBI's taxonomy places the organism in Eukaryota, Viridiplantae, Streptophyta, Charophyceae, Charales, Characeae. The record is from the annotation of a GenBank genome assembly.
CCACGUGAAGCAUGCAGCUCGAACCCCCCGGCCCCACAGGCCCAGCAGGAGGGUUCCACUGCGACUUCUGCGGGAACCCUCGACGCUGCACCAGUCCGGCAGCAAGGAGAGACCAUGACGGCCUUCCUGGUCCGCCUGGGCACCUACAUGCAGCAGGUCCAAGAGGAACAGCAACGUGAGGCGGCAGCCGAAGCGGCACGCCUCAAUGCCAUUGCACACGCGGAAGAGCAACGACGCCGGCAGCAAGCUGACGCAGCUGCCAACCACAACAAAGCUCGAAGAGAUGCCGCGUCUGUCCUCAUGCAGCAGGAAGCCGCUCAUACCGCCACACUCCAAGCAUGGCAUGUUGAUCCGGCGGAAACGACGGAACCAACUGCGGAGGACCAGACUAAGUCAGCUCUCGCCAGCAUGAUGCACCAAGUCAUCCUCACUUGUAACUGGCAACAAGUGGAGCUGGCUCGGCAGGCACGUACCAUCACUGAGUACGAGGAGACUCUCAAGAGCCUCCGCGCCGCUCAUACCGCACGUACCAUCACUGAGUACGAGGAGACUCUCAAUAGCCUCCACGCCCGCCUCGACAUACUGGAGAAGGAUGGCGUGCCGCACAGGCACACGGCAUCGUCAAGCAUGGAUCCACCGAUCCGCGAGCUGGAGGAACGACUGGAUAACUUAGUCGCGCUUGUCGGAAAUUUGAACAGUUUCCGACACCCGGCGACCAUCAGCCAGCAAAUAGCCGCCCUACAGGCGGAUCUGCGUCAACUGCAGCAGCAACCAACUGGGACCUGCAACAACGUGAUGCCGAAACAAUUCAAGAUGUCAAAGUUCAGCAUCGACAGAUUUGAUGACUACCACAAGGCGGACCCCAUCAGUUGGUGGCAAGUGUUCACCAAUGAGCUCUCCAUCCACUUGGUCCCGCCCGAGUCGAAGAUCUCAGCACUUUACCUCUGCAGCACCGGUCCCAGCCAAGUGUGGCUCAACCACCUGGCUCAAACCGAGGGCGUCGAAGUCUCUAAGCUUCACACCAAGAUCACUUGGGAGGCCAUGACUGAGAAGUGGCGGAAACGCUUCAUCGUCGACGACGCUCAACGCAAAGGCGUGAACCGGAUCUUCAACAUGCAUCAAGGCAGCCAGCCAACACGUGAAUGGCUAACCGAGUGGCAGAAAAUCGUGACAAUUCCGAAUUUGGACAUCGCAUUCGUACAUCUUCGUCGCGAAUUCUUCCAGCGGUCAGUUGACGCAUUGAGCACGGCCCUUGGGGAGCGCAGCCUGUACACGGACUUCGACCAGAUCGUGGAGAAGGCGCGCCAAGUCAUCCAAACCAAUCGGUGGGCAGCCAACGAACGGCGAAGCCAACCGACUUUUGUGGAAAAGGGCAAAGGCCCGCGGCCGCAGCAAGUCGCUACUGUCCAAGGAAAUGGACAAGAGAACGACCAGGCGAUGACUCACGAGUCUAGUGAAGGAGACGGACAAAGAAGAUGUCCGUCUACGGCAAAGCUCGAGAAACUGAGCCUCGCUGGAAGUGAGGCGAUUCCACUUCCUACUCCGCCGGACACGAUUGCCUUGCUAACAACCUCCUCCACGUCCAGGGAACAUGCGUAUGUCGCCAUUCUUCGCGAAGAUUAUGAAGACUAUGCUGUCCAGCUGGUCCCGCCGUUGGACCAACCUCAACACGUGCAAGAGUCUUAUGCGUGCGCGACUUCAUCACCAUCGCCAAGCGAACCAGCAUCCUCGCCAACGUCGCUCGGGGACUCGUCGGUGUGGUCUAGACUUGAGGAACUCGACCCAUUGACACCGGAGGACUUCCAAUGGUUGCCUCUUCCCCCAUCUGGUUCCUUGCCGAAGUCGCAUUGCAACGCCCUAAUGGCGGAGUUACGCAACUACUUGCACGCUGCAGUACCAGCUCCGUUGAUGGAAGACGGAGUAGCGGUUGUUGACCUUCGCGAGUACAUUGCGAAGAUUGACCGCGAGUACGCCACGCAACGCGAGGACCACCCGGUGAACUUCUACCGCCGCACCGUUCACGUUCGUGACCGGAACAGGGUACUUGUGCCAUGUACGGUCCCCCCACCUCAUCCUUCGAUUGGUUGUCACGUGGUCUCCACGACAAGCAUUCGCAACUCCAUGGCACGGACCGACGUGGAGGAAAUGGGCAUUUGUUUCUUGCACGCCCUCCCUCCUCCCAACGAGCCAACGGCGGAACAGCCACCGAAUCCACGCAUUGUACAACUUCUUGACUCCUAUGGCGACGUCUUUGAAGCCCCCGCCGGAAUUGUACCGAAUCGGCCAAUUCGUCACGAGAUCAUCCUCGAAGACGGGGCCGUACCUUCGCGCGGAUGUAUUUACUGCAUGAGCGAGGAGGAACUCGAAGUGCUUCGAACGCAACUCGAUGACCUCAUUGACAAGGGCUGGAUUCGCACUAGCAACUCGCCCUACGGUGCACCUGUUCCCUUCGUUCGGAAGAAGAACAAGGAGCUACGCUUAUGCAUUGACUAUCGCAAGCUUAAUGCUCAAACCAUUAAGAAUGUCGGCUCGCUUCCAUGGAUCGACGAUCUUCUCGAACGCUUGGGCGGCGCCAAGUAUUUCUCCAAGUUGGACCUCAAAUCCGAUUACCACCAGCUCAAGAUCCAUCCAAGAGAUAGGUACAAAACCGCGUCCAAGACACGGUACGGGCACUUCGAGUGGGUCGUAAUGCCAUUCGGCCUCACGAAUGCCCCGGCCACCUUCCAAGCGGCAAUUACAACGGAGUUUCGCGACAUGUUGGACCGCUUCGUGCUCAUCUACCUCGAUAACAUCUUGGUGUAUAGCCGAACUUUGGACGAGCACAUCGUGCAUCUACGUGUUGUUUUGGACAGGCUUCGUACGGCCAAGUACAAGGCCAACCGAGCCAACUGUGAAUUCGCACACGACCACGACACUCGGUUCAUGUCGGCAUUUUGGACCUCUUUCAUGAAAGAGUCCGACAAGGAGAUGAAACCAAGUUCGGCUCGGCAUCCGCAAACGGACGGGCAGACGGAGCGGGCACAUCAAACCGCUCAAGUAAUGCUUCGCACACUCAUCCGUACGGAUCAGAAGGAUUCGGUGGAUCGCCUCCCCGACAUCGAGAUCGCCUACAACACUUCGGUGCACCCGGCGAUCGGCGUGACUCCGUUCGAGUUACACCACGGUGGUCGGAAAGGCCGCAUCUUCGCUGAUCUUCCUUUUCCAAGGACUGCCGACAUUGACACCGCUUGUUCGCCCGCCUCCGUUCGGAAGUAUAGGGACUUGCUGGCUAAAGCCCGCGCCAACAUGCAAAAGGCUCAAGUCCUACAACAAGCUAACAGGCGUCGCAUGCCAUGCCCCAUCCGCGUCGGCGACCUUGUUUGGGUCUCCACCGAAGAGUUUGCACUCGAGCAGGAUGUAUCCCGCAAGCUACUUCCAAAGUGGUUUGGACCAUGGCCCAUCACAUCAGCCGCGGGUGAUGAGCCCGAUGGCCCUUCAUUUGUGAUCGAAAUCUCGCCACACCUCACAGUGCACCCGGUUUUCCACGCCUCCAAGCUGGCCACAUACACACCAGCCAAGAGCGACGACUUCUCGGGACGACGAUCACAGGACCCUCCUUCCAUGGAUGGUCAUCAGGAAGUCGACCUCGUCAUCACGCAUCGCAAGCACGACAACAAGCCUAUGUAGUACAAAGUCAUAUUCACGUGGUGCGACCCCGAUGACAUGCAAUGGAUUUCCCGGGCAGCUUUGCGA